CAGUGAAGCAACAAGAAUUCAUCACGCGCCUCGAGAACCUGGAUUCUCAUGCUGCCUUGUUUACAUGAUGGACGGAUAUGUCAUAUCAUCUGCUUCAGAGGAAAUGAUUUCAAAUGAGCCAGAGAAUUAUCGGCCACCCACAGAGCUGUACCCCUACCUCACCAAUGUGGGGGAAAUCUAUGAAGACCAUAGAUGGGCCUUCCACUCAGAGCGUGUCCAGCCGACUGAUUUUGACCACUCUCCAGUAAAUCACCUCACAGAGCUUCAGGCUGUGUCUCCGCAACUGCUGACGCAACCCUACCGCUUCAGCAGCGAGUCGCUGCCCCUCCACCUGGAUCCACCACUCGCACCUCUCUCUGUGUCACCACAAAUCCCAUAUUACACCUCCUCCCUGUGCUACCAAUACCAACCCUCUGCCUCGCCUGCACAAUACUACUCAGAGGAGGAACAAAGAGGAAUUAGCCCCCCGCUUGAGGUAUCAGAAGGGGAGGAUGACUUUGAAGACCACAGCCACCCCUCCUUAAGGAAAGACACUAAUAACAAGAAGAAAAUCCGCUUGUACCAGUUCCUCUUGGACUUGCUUAGAAACGGUGACAUGAGUGACAGCAUCUGGUGGGUCGACCAGGACAAGGGCAUCUUCCAGUUCUCCACAAAACACAAAGAAGUUCUGGCGAACCGCUGGGGUCUUCAGAAAGGAAACCGGAAAAAAAUGACCUACCAAAAAAUGGCUCGGGCAUUGAGGAACUAUGGUAAAACUGGAGAGAUUAAAAAAGUAAAGAAGAAGCUAACCUACCAGUUCAGUGAGGAAGUUCUGAGGAACAUCUAUAUACGUCAGUAUACUCACUGAGGGGGGAAACAAAAAGGCUGUCUCUUGCUACACUGAAAAUCACUAAACAUGUCAAGAUUAUGUUUUGCCUGUACAUUUGCAAUUUAAUUUAGUUUUCAUACUUAUUUAUUUGUAAUGCCAGUGUGCUUCCUCUGUGGCAUUUCUUAACUUCCACAUAAAUGGCUUCAUUUCAGACUUAAGUUUGUGUUUGUAUACGAAGAUAAAGGAGAUUUAAGAUCAGUCACACAAAAUUCAAAUGUUGAACCUUUAUGUCAUUUAUGUUUCGAGACUGUGUAAGUUAAAAAUUAUUUUUUACUCAUUUUAUCAAAUUACUUCAAUGAACUGAAUCUAUUUUGAAACCAGCACAUUAGGGCUGGGAAAUAUAUUGAUAUGUUGAUAUUGUGAUAUUAGACUAGAUAUUGUUUUAGAUUUUGCAUAUUUUAAUAUUUUGAGAUGGCAUAAGUGUUUUUUUCCUGGUUUUGAAGGCUGCAUUUCAGUAAAAUUAUGUAAUUCUCAGAACUGACCAGACUGUUCUAGCUGUUCAAUUAUUUGCUUUUACACACUUAGUCAUUAUAUCCACAUUACUGAUGAUUAUUUAUCAAAAAUCUCAUUGUGUCAAUAUUUUGUGAAAGCACCAAUAGUCACCCCUACAAUAUUGUCCAGUAUCAAUAUCAAGACGUUUGGUCAAAAAUAAAUGCAUUGUGUGU
This is a messenger RNA of Scomber scombrus (Atlantic mackerel), 1533 nucleotides long. It is a transcript of the gene spi1a, whose product is annotated as Spi-1 proto-oncogene a. The transcript has 5 exons. Gene Ontology annotation, molecular function: DNA-binding transcription factor activity, RNA polymerase II-specific; sequence-specific DNA binding. Gene Ontology annotation, biological process: cell differentiation; regulation of transcription by RNA polymerase II. Gene Ontology annotation, cellular component: nucleus. The record is from RefSeq and is a predicted model, not a curated record. Bases 65 to 847 code for a protein of 260 amino acids. NCBI's taxonomy places the organism in Eukaryota, Metazoa, Chordata, Actinopteri, Scombriformes, Scombridae.